Paraphaeosphaeria sporulosa is the source of this 1299-nucleotide messenger RNA. Its product is annotated as Metallo-dependent phosphatase. Gene Ontology annotation, cellular component: cytoplasm. NCBI's taxonomy places the organism in Eukaryota, Fungi, Ascomycota, Dothideomycetes, Pleosporales, Didymosphaeriaceae. The coding region runs from base 1 to 1299 and encodes 432 amino acids. The record is from RefSeq and is a predicted model, not a curated record. Gene Ontology annotation, molecular function: hydrolase activity, acting on ester bonds. The transcript is spliced from 5 exons.
AUGAAGCUGGAACAAGUCCUGGUGGCGCUUGCAGCCAUUGUGCGCGCAGCACCGUUGGAACCGCGGGAUGUCGACUAUCCAGGCUUGUAUUUCUCGAACGGCAAAUUCGAGAUCACCAUGUUCAACGACCUUCAUCUGGGCGACUUCGGCAUACAGGACGACAUUCAGAAAGGCACAUGGUCUGACGACCUUACUGUGGAUGUCAUGAAUAAAGUCUUGGAUUAUGAACACGGCACCAACUUAGCUGUGCUCAAUGGCGACAUCACGACCUGCGAGUGGCUCGCCGAGAAGGACUCUUACAGGUUCCUCGACAAAGCUAUGCAGCCCUUCCUCAACCGCAAGCUGCCUUUCACGGCAACGUUUGGGAAUCAUGACUGGAGCGCGACCUGCAACACGCGCUGGAUGUCGGAGCACAUCUGGAGGACGGCAAACGAUCGCAAGAACGGUGGACAGCUUACGUUUACUACGAGUUCAGUGGCUGGCGACCCGAAUUUAGUCGGAACGACCAACUAUUUCAUUCCGCUUUAUUCCAAUAUCAAUGGAAAACAAGUGCUCAAGAUGGUCCUAUGGUUCUUUGACAGCAAGGGCGGGUUUGGAUAUACGGGUGACGGUAACAACAAGCAGGAUGUCUACGGCUAUGUGCACUCUGAUGUCGUCGACUGGUUCAAGCGAACGCGCAAGCAACUCGAAAAUGAACAUGGCGGAAAGCCUGUUCCAAGCCUUGUAUUUGCCCACAUUCCCAUAUUGAUAACAGAUAAAUAUGCACAAGCUGGGUUGAUAAGCGCGAACAAAAUGCCAGGCAUACAGUGGCACGAAGAGCUUGGAGUUCAGGAUGACAAUAAAGGCAUUGUAUUCAUGCAAGGGCUUGUUGAUACGCCGGGUCUGUUAGGCGUCUUUUCUGGACACGACCAUAAGACCGACUGGUGUAUGAAAUGGACCGAGACUCCCAAGCCAAUUCCUGCUGGCUGGCCUUCUGAUACUCAAGACGGUGGUCUCAAUAUAUGCUUUGGGAGGCACACGGGCUACGGCGGCUACUCAGAGGUCAUGCGAGGCGGGCGGCACAUUGUCAUCUUUGAGGAUGCCCUCGGAGGCGAUAACGCCAUCGAGACGUGGAACCGGCUUGAAGAUGGCGAGAUCUCCGGUCGAGUCAUGUUGAAUUCGACUUAUGGGAUCGACAAGUAUCCGCGUGUCGAAGUCAAGCUGAGUGACGGUACAAUACCCAAGAACAAUGACGACAUCGGGGAAACCUCAUUCCUCCACGAGCAAGCAGAGUACAAAGACGACGGCAUCAUCAUCUAA